AUGACUUACCUCACAUACGUUGGUGACAUCGCUCUAACCCGACUCCAGGAAACCGACGAAAAAGUGUUUCCAGGUUUCGGCAACGAGCAGGACAAUAGCGGUAUCGUAGAAACAAGAGCUUUCACCAACCAAAAUGCUGCGCACAACAUUCGAUACGACCAUUCCCCCAAAGGCCACGGAACGAAAGUAGCGUCCAAAAUCGUUGGGCAGUGGGGAACCGCAAAGGGAGCGACACUGGUGCCGGUGCAGGUCAAACCGGGCGGAGACGAUAUUGACAACGGGUUCGAAAGGAUUUUUGCAGAUGUAAGCAGGCGGCGCAGGAAAAUACCAGGGUUCCAAGCUGUUGUCGUUAUGAGCAGCGGCACGGAACGCGCCGUCGCAGACAAUGGCCACAAGGGCUACACACGAGAAGAAGCAGAGAACGAUUACAGAGCAAAGCGACAGAUUCUCUGGAUAAAGCAGUUAUUCAGUUACGGGGUCCCCGUGGUGCUCGCUUCUGGUAAUGAAGCCGAAACUGAAGGCCGAAAAGUCAUCGACAAUUUCCCCCAGGUCUUGGAGACAGAUGACUUUCCCAUUAUCAACGUCGGAGCUGCCACGCUUGCAGGCAAAGCUGCACGUUUCUCGCAAGGCCUGGGUACCCAGCAAGAUCCAGAGAAGCGCACACAGCUGACCAUCUACGGUGUUGGAGUGGAUGUCGACGUCCACGAUCAAUAUGACGGUGCAGCAACGCAGGAUUCGGGUACGUCGUUCGUUGCACCGGCGGUGGCAGGCAUUAUUGCUACACACAUGAACUACGAAUCCUGGGACCAGAGCAAGCAAGGACCCGACCGAGUGAAAGAAAUCAAGAGAUGGAUAACCACGCCUGAGUCGAGCUGGGAGCGUGCCAAAGAUCCCGACAAGCAAGUCAACAUGAUCUGGAACGGCGCCGACAAAGCGGCCCACGGCAGCGUCUCCAACAACCACGUCAUCUCUAACCCCGACUUCCCCCCACAUGACAGCUGCGAUUUCAAAUACGAAAACCGAUACUUCUUCUACCGCCUCGACGACAACAACCAGGAACCCGACAGCCUGUGCACCUCUCUACUCAACGACUUUCACCAAGACGACCAAGGCGUAACGACCGACGAGAACCUCUUCGAGCAUCCGACGUGGCCGGCGGGAGAGUGGACCCUGAAUCUCUUCGGCGAGGAAUAUGUCUAUAGGAAUGAUGGGCAGAGUCCGGGGGCGCUGUUUAAGGGCGAGCAGCAGAUUGGUUGCACGGGUGAUCUGGAAAAUCAUGAUCCUCUGUCGGAUGAGUUGUGUGAGAACAGUCUGACCAAGGAAGAUGGGAGGAAGAGGAAACGGAGACGGCUGGUUGGUUGCACUUGGUGA
Messenger RNA from Alternaria arbusti, 1371 nucleotides. RefSeq lists its product as uncharacterized. Gene Ontology annotation, molecular function: serine-type endopeptidase activity. The coding region runs from base 1 to 1371 and encodes 456 amino acids. The record is from RefSeq and is a predicted model, not a curated record. Gene Ontology annotation, biological process: proteolysis. NCBI's taxonomy places the organism in Eukaryota, Fungi, Ascomycota, Dothideomycetes, Pleosporales, Pleosporaceae. The transcript is spliced from 5 exons.